AUGGCAUCGACACUUCGCUCCUGGUUCCGGGGGCCCGCUGCUGUCCCGAGCCUCAAGACAUCGUCGAAAGGGACAAGCCCUGUGCCGAGCCCUACCGCGAGUUCUGUUGCGCUGAAUAGCGCCGGCCCCGGCGCCAGCAGCGCGCCCCCCGCAUCCGCGCAGUCGCAGCAAGAGGCUUCGGACAUGGAGGAUGCGAUGGAGGCUGCCGGCCUCAUCAUGAACGACGAUAUCGAUGGCGCUGACGAACGGCUGCGGUUGCGGGAGGAUUCUAGUACCUUCCACAAGCUAGGGAUGGGCAUCUCGACUUUUAUGAGGAGCAUUUUGGGCUUCGAAAAGGACAUCAUGGCCGAAGCAUCGAGCCGGCUGGCAGAUGCCGAAACCAGGGCGUGGAACGACAUGAAGAAAGCCCAGAAGGACGCAGUUGCGACGGACGGCAGCGCCAUCUACCCGCCUGGCACCGAAUAUGCCCUUAUCCAAGCAGAGGCGCAAUUGAUGAGCGCCGUGGUCGCCGUCAUGCAUGAAAGCCUGACAGAGGCAAUCAAGGGGUUCUACAGACUACGCAAGGCCUAUAUAACCCUAGACGGAAUCAUGGACGCCGAGACCAAGUAUUUGAACUCUAAACAACGAUGGGGUACAAAUUCUGUUCAACGGCCAAGCGCGUCCGGCGGCAGGUUGCCAAGUAGCUUCGAUGACGGAGAGAUUUCCGACAUUGUCGGAGCAGAGAUGUCAGAGAUCAAGGAAAAGGAAAACAGCGAUGAAGAUUUUGUCCAUGUCGCCAAGGAUAUUUCAGGUGCCCAGACACCGGCAGGCCAAAAUGCUGUCGGGGCUACCGAACUCCAACAGGCUGCGCCUGAAAUCUCUGCUAACACGGAUGCUGUUGCUCUGAACGAGAAACUGGGCGACUUGGCUUUGGCAAACGAUGGAGCUGCGAUUUCUAAGACCGCAUCGCAGCAGCCAAGCCUUGCUAAAGUCCAGGCCAAAGACGAGCCUUCUGCUUCUCAACCUUCUAGCCUGGACCAGCUUAACCAAGCGGGAGUCGACAAGGCGCUCUUCACCACGCCCGCUGAUAUCUUCGUACACAGCGGGGCCAAUAUGUGCUUCGGUAUUCUCUUGCUCCUCAUCUCCAUGGUACCGCCGGCUUUCUCGCGUCUUCUUUCCAUCAUUGGGUUCAAGGGUGACCGCGAAAGGGGGGUUCGAAUGCUAUGGCAAUCCACCAAGUUUCCGAAUAUCAACGGCGCCAUGGCAGGGCUGGUUCUCCUCCAGUACUACAACGGCUACUUAGGAUUUGCCGACAUUUUGCCCAGCGAAAAGGAUGUCGCGGAGCAUAGCGGAUCCGGCGAAGAUGAUGACGACUUUGACGCCGUCGGAUAUCCUAAGGAGAAGUGCGCUGCCUUGUUAACUGAGCUGCGUUUACGUUACCCAGACUCGAGGCUGUGGAAGCUGGAAGAGGCGAGGGUAGUUGCAAACGCGAAGAACUUGGAGGAGUCUGUCAAAAUGCUCCUCGCUAACACAGACAGCAAGAUGCGCCAGAUUACAGCCCUCAACAGCUUUGAGCUGGCAAUGAACUCGAUGUACAUCAUGGACUGGCCGUCUAUGUGCGACAACUUUCUGCGCUGCGUUGAGCUCAAUGACUGGAGCCAUGCGCUCUACUAUUACGUUGCUGGCAGUGCCCAGCUUGAGUUGUACCGCGACUCAUUCCACCGCGCAGCUGGCUUAGCCGAGGACGACAAGGAGCGCGGCAUAAUCGAUACAGAGGCAAAGAAGCAUAAGAAGCUGGCCGAGGAGUACUUUCGCAAAGCGCCAGCCACUUCAGGCAAGAAGCGCUUCAUGGCGCGCCAGCUGCCGUUUGAGGUGUUUGUGUGCCGCAAGCUGCAAAAGUGGGAAGAACGCGCUAAGACUCUCGGCAUAGACCUCGCGGAUGCCGUCUGUGUGAGCCCGACCAUGGAGAUGAUCUAUCUCUGGAACGGAUUCAAGCGGAUGAGGCCGGUUGGUCUCGAAAAGGCGAGGACGCUCUUGGCGCUCGAGCGAUGCACAGCGGGCGCAGGGAAUAUUGCCAAAAUGGAACAGGAGAAGGACGAACUUGCCAUCGGGACGGUGACCGAAUCAUCGAUGCUGAGGGAGCUGGGCCGGGGCGCGGAGGCGAAGGCGUUGGUUGAGCCUCUUUUGACCAUGGACAAGACCGCUUUCAAGGGUGUCACAAGAGACGACUACUGCCCUGCAGCCGCUCACUACGAAGUCGCGGCCGUCGCGUGGAUGGACGUCUGCAACCCAGAGGCUUGGCCAUCCGCUCCAGCCAACGAUGACCAAGGCGCCAACGCCAAGGCGGUCGACGAGUUCCGCAGGAAGAAGGCAGAAGAGUGCCAAUUCUACCUGGAAAAGGUCUCCAAGUGGGAUGGCUUCGUGCUGGAUGCGCGGUUCGGCAUGAGAGUUAAAGCCGGCAUCGAAAGCCUCAGGUGGCUGAACAAGAAAAAGGGUUGGGUACUAACGGCUUGA
Messenger RNA from Lasiosphaeria miniovina, 2493 nucleotides. RefSeq lists its product as uncharacterized. The record is from RefSeq and is a predicted model, not a curated record. The transcript is spliced from 2 exons. The coding region runs from base 1 to 2493 and encodes 830 amino acids. Lineage: Eukaryota; Fungi; Ascomycota; Sordariomycetes; Sordariales; Lasiosphaeriaceae. Gene Ontology annotation, cellular component: mitochondrial outer membrane; nucleus; cytosol.